AUGGCGAACAAGACGAACAAACGAGCCGAGCAAUCUCAAGCCAAACCAGAACAACCGACCUGGCAGCUCCCAGAUGAUGUCAAAAACAACGGGGAAGUGUGGUCAUAUCAUUACCCCAACAAGAUGUGGUUCUACUACGACUUCAAGAAUUCCAAGUACAUCUCGGUGAGAUUCGACGGUCAGAGGUUCUCGCAUCCGGCGCCACCACCGUCAAAGAAAGUUGCGCCUUCAUCUUCAGCCGCUCCAUCUUUGACGCAAGCUGCGCAGCGCAAGAGAUCUCAUUCUGAAUCAUCGCCACCUCUAAUGCAUUCCGAUGGGAAUCACCGGCGCAAGAGCAUGAAAACGAUGAGCGGUACGAACGGGUCAGAUCAGCAGGAUCAACAAAAUCAACACGAUCAACAAAUCCAACGGGAUCAAGACAACCAACUCGACAUCGCCACAACGGGUGAGCCUACGUCGUGGCCAUUACCACAACAUCUCAAGGACAAGAACCGUACCUGGAUGUUCCAGCACGACGUUCGUAAGUGGUGCUACUGGAACGCCCGGAUUGGCAGAUACAUUCUCGUUGAUCAACAAGGAAACAAAUCCGCGUGGGUGGCACCACCACCUACCCCCAAACAGAUUACGACGGCCUCGAUCACGGCACCUGCAUCCUCAGCUCCACGUUCCAGCGGUCAGAGUGCAUCGGCGGAAGAAAGCCCUCUUCAGCAACAACAGCCACAACCGCAAGAGACGCCUUCCAUUCCUCUUCAGUCUCAGCCUCGAGCUGCGCCGCCUGGCAAUUUGGCCGCAGCGAAGGGCUGCCAUACCUUGCUCGGUUCCACAACUGCUGCGCCCAGGUCCGAUUUCUCCUCGGUGCUGCGUACUAGCUCGCCAUCGAGGUGGGCAACUGCUGCGGAGAUCGCGGACUUCAUCGACGCCAAAGCCAAAGCGAAGACGGCCGACACAAAGGAGGCGGAGCGGAAGCCCGUGAACCCUGAAAGCUGA
Zymoseptoria tritici IPO323 is the source of this 987-nucleotide messenger RNA. RefSeq lists its product as uncharacterized. NCBI's taxonomy places the organism in Eukaryota, Fungi, Ascomycota, Dothideomycetes, Mycosphaerellales, Mycosphaerellaceae. The transcript has a single exon. The coding region runs from base 1 to 987 and encodes 328 amino acids. The record is from RefSeq and is a predicted model, not a curated record.